AUGGAAAGGGGAUGGUAUCAGCUGAGAAACAUGCAAAUCCGCCAGCAGUGUGGAGGCCCUGCAUGCAGAGGAUCCUUAAUAGGACUCUUAAGUGGCAGUACUAAAGGAGAACCUGAACAUACGGUCACACAAUUGAAGGGCAAAGACUGGUCCCUGCCGAGGCUCAGUAGAUACCUCAGGACCUGUGUGCAGCCCCUGUUCAGAGAUCCGAGACCAUGUCUGAUACAGAGGAGGUGGUGGAGGAGUACGAGGAAGCAUGAAGAGGCAGUGGAGGAGGAAGAGGAUGGUGAGGCUGAAGCAGAGGCUGAGGCUGAGGCAGAGACUGAGGAGACCAAAGCAGAAGAGGAUGGUCCAGAUGAAGAAGCCAAAGAGGCUGAAGAUGGCCCAGUAGAGGAAUCUAAACCUAAGCCUAGGCUGUUCAUGCCCAACUUGGUGCCACCCAAGAUCCCCGAUGGAGAGAGAGUGGACUUUGAUGACAUCCACAGGAAGCGCAUGGAGAAGGACCUGAACGAGCUGCAAACGCUGAUUGAGGCUCAUUUUGAGAACAGGAAGAAAGAGGAGGAGGAGCUCAUUUCUCUCAAAGACAGGAUCGAAAAGCGGCGGGCAGAGCGGGCUGAGCAGCAGCGCAUUCGCAAUGAGCGGGAGAAGGAACGGCAGAACCGCCUGGCUGAAGAAAGGGCCCGGCGUGAGGAGGAGGAGAACAGGAGGAAGGCCGAGGAUGAGGCACGAAAGAAGAAAGCUUUGUCCAACAUGAUGCAUUUUGGAGGAUACAUUCAGAAGCAAGCCCAGACAGAGCGGAAGAGUGGGAAAAGGCAAACUGAGCGAGAAAAGAAGAAGAAGAUUCUGGCAGAGAGGAGGAAAGUGCUGGCCAUUGACCAUCUGAAUGAAGACCAAUUGAGAGAGAAGGCCAAGGAGCUAUGGCAGAGCAUCUACAACCUGGAGGCUGAGAAGUUCGAUCUUCAAGAAAAGUUCAAGCAGCAGAAAUAUGAAAUCAAUGUUCUGCGAAACAGGAUCAAUGACAACCAGAAAGUCUCCAAGACCCGUGGGAAGGCCAAAGUCACUGGGCGCUGGAAAUAGAGGCUGAACUGCCCUCACCAAAGCUCUGCUCCUUGCCUGUGUCUCUGCCCUGUGCAUCCCAGCUCUGGGUCUUCCCAAGCACCCAAUUCCUGUCUGGAAAGUGGGAUCCAGCCCAGCUAGAAGCCAGCACUCCUGCCUGUCCCCCAUGCCCAUACUAUACCAGGAAUAAAAGGCCAGC
Messenger RNA from Nannospalax galili (Upper Galilee mountains blind mole rat), 1255 nucleotides. It is a transcript of the gene Tnnt2, whose product is annotated as troponin T2, cardiac type. The coding region runs from base 1 to 1077 and encodes 358 amino acids. Gene Ontology annotation, biological process: cardiac muscle contraction; sarcomere organization; regulation of muscle contraction. The transcript has 15 exons. The record is from RefSeq and is a predicted model, not a curated record. Gene Ontology annotation, cellular component: troponin complex. NCBI's taxonomy places the organism in Eukaryota, Metazoa, Chordata, Mammalia, Rodentia, Spalacidae. Gene Ontology annotation, molecular function: troponin I binding; troponin C binding; tropomyosin binding.